UCUGUUGAAGAUUGUAUUAACCUGUGUAAUUUACUAGUCAUUCAGGGAAAAAGUCAAUGAACCAGUUUUUGAGAUAGCAACGUGUCACAUAGUUAACAUCAGCUACGUUGACGUCAGUUAGCUAGCUAACUGAACUUCUCAGCUGGAGACAACAUAUUCCGUGACAGAGCAAUUUUGACAGAGUUAAAUGCCUUUCUGCCUCCCGCUUCGGCUGAUCAAUUGUUGACCCUCUCCAGUUGAAGCCUAAAAUGAAAGCGCUGAUCUUGGUUGGUGGAUAUGGCACCAGACUCCGGCCCCUCACCCUGAGUGUGCCGAAGCCGCUGGUUGAGUUCUGCAACAAGCCGAUCCUGCUGCACCAAGUGGAAGCUCUGGUGAAGGCUGGUGUCAAUCAUGUAAUCUUGGCUGUGAGUUACAUGUCUGAGUUGCUGGAACGAGAGAUGAGGGCCCAGGAAGAGAGGCUUGGCAUCCGGAUAUCCCUCUCUCAUGAGAAGGAGCCACUGGGAACAGCGGGCCCCCUUGCCCUGGCCAGGGAGCUGCUGAUGGACAACGCUGAGCCCUUCUUUGUGCUUAACAGCGAUGUCAUCUGUGAAUUUCCCUUCGAGGACAUGCUGAGAUUCCACAAACAUCAUGGAAAGGAGGGCACCAUUGUGGUGACUAAGGUGGAGGAGCCCUCCAAGUAUGGCGUGGUGGUGUUUGAGACAGAGAGUGGACGCAUCCAUCGCUUUGUGGAGAAACCGCAAGUCUUCGUCUCCAACAAGAUCAAUGCAGGGAUGUACAUCUUCAGUCCCUCCAUGCUGAACAGGAUCCAGCUAAGGCCCACCUCUAUUGAGAAGGAGAUCUUCCCAGUGAUGGCCCAGGAAGGACAUCUAUAUGCCAUGGAGCUCCAAGGGUUCUGGAUGGAUAUUGGCCAGCCCAAGGACUUCCUGACAGGGAUGUGUAUGUAUCUGCAGUCUUUGAGGCAGCAGGGUCCAGAGAAGUUGCGCACUGGACCAGGAUUUUUGGGCAAUGUACUGGUGGACCCUACGGCUCAGAUUGGGGAGAACUGCACCAUAGGUCCAAACGUGACGUUGGGCGCAGGGGUGGUGCUGGAGGACGGGGUACGAAUCAAGCGCUGCACUGUGCUAAAGGGGGCGCGGGUGCGCUCCCACUCCUGGCUGGAGUCCUGCAUCAUCGGCUGGAGCUCCUCCGUAGGGCAGUGGGUGCGGAUGGAGAACGUGACAGUGCUGGGGGAGGACGUGAUCGUGAACGACGAGCUGUACCUGAACGGUGCCAACGUGCUGCCUCAUAAGUCCAUCACCGACUCCGUGCCUGAGCCGCGCAUCAUCAUGUAGACUGGAUUCCUGCUGCUCUCGGGCUGGGACGGGGGCACCAGGCAGUGUGCCAGCCAGAGGGACAGGAGAGACAGACAGACAGGCAGGCAGGCAGGCAGACAGGCAGACAGGGAGACAACUCGGACAUAGCUGCUGUGACAUUCACUAUGCAUGACAGAGAACAGUUAAAGGUUGCAGUAUGGAUCAUGGGAGUAAAGUAUGGGUAUGUAUGUGUGUGUCUGCCUAGGUUUCGAGAUCACUUCUUUAUGUGUAUGUUUGUGUAUGGGGACUGAGAAAGGGAAUGGGGGUUUUUUGUGGUUGUGAAACUGUGUGACGUGGGCGGGUCAAGUCAAGGUCAAACGAGGUAUGCGUGCGUGUGUCAGAGAGUACAUGGACAAUGUCUGCAAUACAUCACUGGUGACUUUACAUCAUGCCCUCGUGGCAGCUGCUUAAAAUUGUUCAUGUGAAGGAACACUUCAAUACAAAGUCUUUUUUCAUGAAAACAGAGGGAAAGUUUGUAAUAGCUUAUGAACAAAAACUCUAGGGUGGUUUCAAGUAUCACAUCGCCUUAAGAAGCUUUUUUUGGGCAAUUACUUUUUUCUGUUAUGACCUGAUGCCAAUGUCAGCCAAAUGCCUGAUAAUCUUGUAACAUUUAAGUUGAACCAGGAAUAUAUAUAGACUCUAUUUAGAUUUAUACUUAGUUUUUACUGACAUUGUUGAGCAGAAAUCUUCUAUUGCCUAAUGUUUAUUUAGGUAAGAUACUCUGAAGGAAGUGCUGACAGUGUGUGAGGCUUUAGAAACCCUUCAGGUAAAGCUGAGGGUUCCCAAUGCUGUUAGAUUAAAAAAAAAACCCAUUCCAUUUAGUCAUAAUGCAGUCUAUCUCAAUAGAGGUAUGCAGAGCCAUGGCAAUCAGACUAGGUCAUCUUUGUUGUUUCUUUGUUCUACUCUGCUAUAUAACCGUCAAGUGUGUUCAUUUAUCUGACAGCAUGGAACGGGGAAUGAGAAAGAUGUAAUGAUGUUUGAAUACCUGUCAAUAAAGAGAAGCGAGUGUUGGGUUGAUCAUGCCAUGCAGAGAUGUGGAAGUGGUGAGCAGUGGAGACAGAGGAGUGGAUAACCACCUCCCCCAGCUGUCUCACUGCCCCCCUCUUCAGCCCUACAAGCCCACUGCAGAACUGUUUGUCAGUGAGUGGCACCACUGACCGCUAACUGAAUAAUGUCCACGUGAAGAAAUGCCAAUGUUUUAAUGAAGUCCUUUUUAUAUAAAUACGAUUAUUUG
Molecule: messenger RNA, 2586 nt
Organism: Megalops cyprinoides (Indo-Pacific tarpon)
Lineage: Eukaryota; Metazoa; Chordata; Actinopteri; Elopiformes; Megalopidae
Gene: gmppb
Product: GDP-mannose pyrophosphorylase B
Exons: 10
Coding region: 249-1331 (360 amino acids)
Biological process (GO): cell wall mannoprotein biosynthetic process; GDP-mannose biosynthetic process
Cellular component (GO): cytoplasm
Molecular function (GO): GTP binding; mannose-1-phosphate guanylyltransferase (GTP) activity
Source: RefSeq, a predicted model, not a curated record